AUGGGGGGCAAAUCUACGACCAAGGCCGCUUACUUCGAUAAGCUCAAGGGCCUCCUCGACGAGUACAAGACCAUCUUCAUUGUCGCCGUCGACAAUGUCAGCUCUCAGCAGAUGCACGAGAUUCGUUUGAGUCUCCGUGGUGAGGGUGUUGUCCUCAUGGGCAAGAACACCAUGGUUCGUCGUGCUCUCAAGGGAUUCAUCGCCGAGAACCCUGAAUUCGAGCGUCUCCUGCCUCACGUUAAGGGCAACGUUGGUUUCAUCUUUACCAACGCUGACAUGAAGGGUGUCCGUACCAAGAUUCUCUCCAACCGUGUCGCUGCUCCUGCUCGUGCUGGUGCUGUUGCCCCUGCCGAUGUCUUCGUUCCUGCUGGUAACACCGGUAUGGAACCCGGUAAGACUUCUUUCUUCCAGGCUCUUGGUAUCCCAACCAAGAUUGCUCGUGGUACCAUCGAAAUUACCAGCGACCUCAAGCUUGUUGAGGCUGGUGCUAAGGUUGGUGCCUCCGAGGCUACUCUUCUUAACAUGUUGAACAUCUCUCCCUUCACCUACGGUAUGUCCAUCACUCAGAUCUACGAUGAUGGCCAGACCUUCGGUGCCGAGGUGUUGGACAUUGAGGAUGAGCAGCUCCUGAAGGCUCUCAGCUCCGCCAUCACCACCAUUGCCACCAUCUCUUUGGCUACCUCUUACCCCACCUUGGCUUCCGUCAUGCACUCUGUCGUCAACAGCUACAAGAACGUCUUGUCUGUUGCCAUUGAGACCGAGUACAGCUGGCCUGAGAUUGAGGAGCUCAAGGACCGCAUUGCCAAUCCUGAAGCUUACGCUGCUGCCGCUCCUGUUGCUGCCGCUGCUGCUACUGGUGGCGACGAGCCUGCUGCUGCUGAGGAGAAGGAAGAGGAGGAAGAGGAGAGCGGUGAUGAAGGAUUCGGUGGUCUGUUCGACUAA
Talaromyces atroroseus is the source of this 942-nucleotide messenger RNA. RefSeq names its product 60S acidic ribosomal protein P0. The transcript has 4 exons. The record is from RefSeq and is a predicted model, not a curated record. Gene Ontology annotation, molecular function: large ribosomal subunit rRNA binding; structural constituent of ribosome. Gene Ontology annotation, cellular component: cytosolic large ribosomal subunit. Gene Ontology annotation, biological process: cytoplasmic translation; ribosome biogenesis; ribosomal large subunit assembly. The coding region runs from base 1 to 942 and encodes 313 amino acids. Lineage: Eukaryota; Fungi; Ascomycota; Eurotiomycetes; Eurotiales; Trichocomaceae.